GCUCUUCUGGGUUGCGUUUCUGCUUCUUCUUCACAGAGGAUACUCCCUGUCCUCAGUGACCACAGGACAACUUGGCAAACCAGUGACUUUGAACUGUGUGUUUCAUGUUUCGGAAUACAGCAGCACUCGAGUCAAGUGGUACAAACAGAAUAUUGGAGAUACUCUUACAUUAAUCACAACCCUGAUGACACUUACUGGACAACCCUCAUUCGAACAAGGUUUUCCUCCCUCGAGGUUUCAUGCAAACUACACCACAACUACAAGCACUCUGACCAUUUUAACAACAAUCCCAGAAGAUGAAGCGAUGUAUCACUGUGUCGUCUUCACUUGGACUCAGGAUCAAUGGAGUGGGACCUACUUGUCUUUUGAAGAAAACACAGAGAGGAAGACGAAGGUCACAGUAACUCAGUGGCCUGCAGUCGCUGCUCCAGUUCAACCAGGAAACUCGGUGACCCUUUACUGUUCAGUUUUCUCCAUUUCUGAGGCAAAGUCCUGUCCAGAAGUGCAUUGGUACGGAGUCAGAUCAGAUACAUCUCUUGAAAACAUCAUCUACACAGCUGGAAUUAAAUCAUAUGAUUGUUUCAAGAAAGCAGAGGACUCUCCUCCUUCAAAAAGCUGUGUCUAUCAAUUCUCCAAGAACUUCAGCUCCUCAGAUAUUGGGACUUACUACUGUGCCGUGGCCAUUUGUGGGGAGAUUAUAUUUGGAAAUGGAACGGAGCUGGACAUCAAAGGAACCAGCGAGUGGUCAUAUGGUGAAUCGUGGUGGUGGCACAACAUAGUUCUCUUUGUUGUCUUGACUAUAAGCCUGAUUCUUACAUCUGUUCUAAUUUACACCAUGAAGAAAAACUCUUCCAAAGGUAAGACAACCCUCUGUACUACAAUUUUGUUCCAUAAAUGCAAUUUCUGUUUUCCAUUUUUCUCAUUCACAACGUUCUUUUCCCUGCAAGAAAACAUUGCAAAAAGGAAUACAAAGAGAGCAACUGACCAAGGGAUUUAUUCUGCUGCUGUUUAUACAAUGGUGAAGACCAGCAGUGGUGGAAGAGGAGAUGUAAGCACGUCGGAGAGAGAGAGGAUCUACGCUGCUGUCCAGGCUCUUGGUUUGGAUUAGAAAGUCAACGUCUGGCAUCGCUUGACUGUGUCUUUAUGAGGUUGGACAUUUGUCAGAAACUUCACUUUGGCAUCCUGCUCCUUCAUUUGUAACCAGCUACAUUAUAAUUAAUCAUACUGCUGUUCAUGUUUGUUGGAACUUAUCCAAG
Molecule: messenger RNA, 1256 nt
Organism: Salarias fasciatus (jewelled blenny)
Lineage: Eukaryota; Metazoa; Chordata; Actinopteri; Blenniiformes; Blenniidae
Exons: 5
Coding region: 185-1108 (307 amino acids)
Biological process (GO): response to bacterium
Source: RefSeq, a predicted model, not a curated record